UACAGCGAUUUCGGAUUCUAGUGGGGAUCAGAACUUCGCGUUUUGUACGCAGCGACAGUACGGCGAUCCUCGCUAUUUUCUCGUAAGGUUUUCAUUGAGGAAAAACCGAUUUUCGUGCUAAUUCCUGAUAGAAUUCGGGCAAACGUUGAAUGGAUAUUAGUGGCGUAUAUCGGGUGGCAUAGUUUGAGCCAGUGCGCGCUUUAAAAAUCCUGCUGGCCGCCGAUUGUCGGCAGCGAAAAAUUUAAAGUCCCGCGACCCAGUGCUCUCUGUUACCGUAUCAUGGCAGUUCCGAUGGCUUGUACGCGGUUCAGCGACAAUUACGACCUUAAAGAGGAGCUGGGCAAGGGUGCAUUCUCGGUGGUCAGAAGAUGCGUCCAGAAAUCUACAGGGCUGGAAUUUGCCGCAAAAAUUAUUAAUACGAAAAAAUUAUCUGCUAGAGAUUUCCAGAAAUUAGAACGCGAGGCCCGAAUUUGUAGGAAGCUUCAACAUCCAAACAUAGUGAGGUUACACGAUAGUAUACAAGAGGAAAAUUUCCAUUACUUAGUUUUUGAUUGGUGACUGGAGGUGAAUUGUUUGAAGAUAUUGUAGCCAGAGAAUUUUACUCAGAAGCUGACGCUUCGCACUGUAUACAACAAAUUUUAGAAUCUGUAAAUCAUUGUCAUCAGAAUGGUGUUGUACAUAGAGAU
This is a messenger RNA of Sitophilus oryzae (rice weevil), 686 nucleotides long. RefSeq names its product calcium/calmodulin-dependent protein kinase type II alpha chain-like. Lineage: Eukaryota; Metazoa; Arthropoda; Insecta; Coleoptera; Curculionidae. The record is from RefSeq and is a predicted model, not a curated record. Bases 280 to 558 code for a protein of 92 amino acids. Gene Ontology annotation, cellular component: neuron projection; cytoplasm. Gene Ontology annotation, biological process: protein phosphorylation. Gene Ontology annotation, molecular function: ATP binding; calmodulin binding; calcium/calmodulin-dependent protein kinase activity. The transcript is spliced from 5 exons.